Candoia aspera is the source of this 2066-nucleotide messenger RNA. It is a transcript of the gene IDH1, whose product is annotated as isocitrate dehydrogenase (NADP(+)) 1. Bases 140 to 1387 code for a protein of 415 amino acids. Lineage: Eukaryota; Metazoa; Chordata; Lepidosauria; Squamata; Candoiidae. The transcript has 9 exons. The record is from RefSeq and is a predicted model, not a curated record. Gene Ontology annotation, cellular component: mitochondrion; peroxisome; cytosol. Gene Ontology annotation, molecular function: magnesium ion binding; NAD binding; isocitrate dehydrogenase (NADP+) activity. Gene Ontology annotation, biological process: NADP+ metabolic process; isocitrate metabolic process.
AGGCGUGAGGUUCGACUGUGACGAGCUCAGUGGGAGCGAGACGAGUAGUGAUAACCGCAGCACUCCUAGGAUCUUCACGUUCUGUCUUUCGAGGUCCCCCAAGUCGUUCAGUGAUCCCUAUCUGCCCAAAGAGCUUGCAAUGUCUAAAAAAAUCAAUGGAGGCUCUGUUGUUGAGAUGCAAGGAGAUGAAAUGACCCGUGUGAUAUGGGAGCUGAUUAAGGAAAAGCUGAUCUUCCCCUAUGUGGACCUGGAUCUUCACAGCUAUGAUUUGUGCAUAGAAAAUCGUGAUGCAACAGAUGACAUGGUUACAGUGGAAGCUGCCAAAGCCAUAAAGAAGUACAACGUAGGAAUCAAGUGUGCCACAAUCACCCCUGAUGAGAAGCGGGUAGAAGAAUUCAAGCUGAAACAGAUGUGGAAAUCACCUAAUGGAACCAUUCGAAACAUUUUGGGGGGCACUGUCUUCAGGGAAGCCAUUAUCUGCAAAAACAUCCCCCGACUAGUAUCUGGAUGGAAGAAACCCAUCAUUAUUGGCCGUCAUGCUUAUGGUGACCAAUACAGAGCUACAGAUUUUGUGGUUCCUGGCCCUGGAAAGGUAGAGAUGACCUACACACCAGCGGAUGGAUGCAAACCUGUAACUUAUUUGGUCCAUAAUUUUGAAAGCUGUGGAGGUGUGGCUCUGGGGAUGUAUAACCUGGACCAAUCCAUCAAGGACUUUGCCCACAGUUCUUUCCAGAUGGCAUUGUCUAAAGUGUGGCCCCUCUACAUGAGCACCAAAAACACCAUUUUGAAAAAAUACGAUGGGCGUUUUAAGGACAUUUUUCAAGAAAUCUAUGACAAGGAGUACAAGUCAAAGUUUGAGGCCAAAAACAUUUGGUACGAGCAUCGACUGAUUGAUGACAUGGUGGCUCAAGCCCUAAAGUCCGAGGGAGGGUUUAUCUGGGCGUGCAAGAACUAUGAUGGGGAUGUGCAGUCUGACUCAGUUGCCCAAGGUUAUGGCUCUUUGGGGAUGAUGACAAGUGUCCUGAUAUGCCCAGAUGGCAAAACCGUUGAAGCUGAAGCUGCUCAUGGCACAGUGACUCGUCACUAUCGCCUGCAUCAGAAAGGCCAAGAGACCUCCACUAAUCCCAUAGCAUCCAUCUUUGCCUGGACAAGAGGUCUAGCUCAUAGAGCAAAAUUAGAUGACAAUAAAGAGCUCCAGAAUUUUGCUGCUGCCUUGGAAGAUGUCUGUGUAGAGACAAUAGAAGCUGGUUUCAUGACUAAAGACUUGUCUGCUUGCAUUAAAGGGCUGCCUAACGUGAAGCGCUCUGAUUAUUUGAACACGUUUGAAUUCAUGGAUAAACUUGCUGAAAACUUGAAGACAAAAUUAUCUUCUCAGCCAAGAUUGUAAGAGCUGAACUGAAGUAUUUGCUCGUGAAAGACAACUACCUGAUGAAUGAAUGAUAUACAUUUAUGUGUAUAUAUGGGGUAGCGCUUCAAAAAAAUAAGAAAUCAACCUAAACAUUGUAAUGAUCAAACUCCCUCAUCCCCCAGGUUUCUGUAAUGUUGAGAGGGGGAAACGCACAGGCAAGGGCAGAACUGAUGUCUGUCCCUAUGGAAAAUGGCUUGCUUCUGGUCAGCCAGAACCCCAAGGGGAAUUAAUAUUUGUUGAAGGGGAACAGGCUCUAAACUGUCACUUUUAAGAAUUUUACUUCCUAGCUGUCCAAAGUCCUUCACUGGAUUAUUUAAGUAAUGCAGAAGAUCCUUCUGACAAACCAUUUUAAUAAAAUUGAAAAGCAGAAUCCAGCCUGAUACAAUAGAGGAUUUUAUUUACCGGGGGGUGGGGGGGAGGAAGGGAAAAAUGUUUUACAGGAAGCUUUACUAUGGCAUAGUCUUGUACAUAGUACAGGCAGAAACAAUCCUUCAGUUUCCUUAUAGCUGGUAGCUGACUAUAGGAAAAAUUGUUUUCUGCCUGAACAUGUAAGUUAAGAUGGAGAAUUUCAAACCAACUUGUCACCCAGUUUGUAUCAGCUGUAACAUUGUUUUUUUAAGCAGGCAAGAUACCUAACGGAAAUAAACACUAAUACCCA